AUGACUUCAAUGGCUUAUCAGCUGGCUCACAUGAGAGAGAGAGCCAAGGGCAUUGGAACCAGGAAUCAAGCUGUGAAGUUUUGCCAGCAGGACUUUGAGACACUGCGAGCCAAGUGUCUGCAGACAAGACGUCUGUUUGAAGACAACUGUUUUCCCGCUGAAAGCAAGUCGCUGGGGUACAAUGAACUGGGCCCAUACUCAUACAAGACCAAAGGAAUCGUAUGGAAGAGACCCACGGAGCUCUAUGCUAAUCCGACGUUUAUUCAUGAUGGUGCAACAAGGACCGACAUCUGCCAGGGUGAUCUGGGUGACUGCUGGCUUCUUGCAGCCAUAGCUUCCCUGACCCUUCAGCCAAAGAUUUUGGCUCGUGUGGUUCCCCCCGGACAAAGCUUUGAGGAGAAUUACGCAGGGAUCUUUCACUUCCAGUUCUGGCAGUUUGGGGAAUGGGUGGAUGUAGUUGUAGAUGAUCGCCUGCCCACCAGAGAUGGAGAGUUACUCUUUGUUCACUCAGAAACAGGUUCAGAAUUCUGGAGUGCCUUGCUGGAGAAGGCCUAUGCUAAACUCAAUGGUAGCUAUGAGGCCCUGAUAGGAGGCUGUACCACCGAGGGAUUUGAGGACUUCACUGGGGGCAUAGCAGAGACAUACCAACUUAACAAUGCCCCUCCAUAUCUGUUUAAAAUCAUCCAGAAGGCCUUGGGUAUGGGCUCACUCCUGGGCUGCUCAAUCGAUAUCUCCAACAUAUAUGAGACAGAGGCCAAGACACCACUGAAACUGGUGAAGGGACAUGCUUACUCAGUUACAGGGGCAGAAGUGGUCAGUGUUCGUGGGCGCUCUGUUGAGCUGAUUCGGAUAAGGAACCCUUGGGGAAAGGUGGAGUGGAUAGGGCCAUGGAGUGACAACUCCAGUGAGUGGAACCUCCUGAGUCGUUAUGAAAAGAUCAAGCUGGAACAUGUUGCAGAAGAUGGGGAAUUUUGGAUGUCUUUUUCAGACUUUGUCAAGGAGUUCUCCAGACUGGAGAUCUGUAACCUAACUCCAGACGCGCUGACCAGUGAAGUGGUACGCCACUGGAACUAUCACCAAUUUGAAGGCACCUGGAGGGUGGGCUCCACCGCUGGGGGCUGUUUGAACCAUCCAGCAACAUUCCCUUUAAACCCUCAGUUUGCUGUGACUCUGGAGGAUGUGGAUGAUGAUCCACUGGAUGGAAAGGGCGGAUGCACCAUCCUCGUGGAGCUCAUGCAGAAAGGGCUACGUCAGGAGCGGCGGCUGGGCAGAGACACAAACACCAUUGGUUUUACCAUUUACAAGGUUCCUGAUGAGUAUAAGGGACGUAGAAAUGUCCGCCUGGGUGCAGACGUGCUGCUGAGACAGAACCCAGUGGCCCUGAGCAGCACUUUCAUAAACACAAGAGAAGUGUGUGACCGCUUCACGCUGCCUCCAGAUGACUAUGUCAUCAUCCCCUCCACCUUCCAACCCCACAAGACAGGCAACUUCAUCCUGCGUGUGUUCACUGAGAAACAGGCUUCAACCAGGGUCAUGGAAGAAGUCAUUGAUGCAGAAAUAGAGGAGCCUGCAGUUUCUAAGAGUGAUAUAGAUCCUCAUUUGGAAUACCUGUUCAAGAAGACUGCUGGUAAAAAUUCAGAGAUUUCUGUUCUUGAACUUGUCCCAGUGUUGAACCAAGCUAUCUCAGAAAGACCAGGUUUGAAUACACGAGGCUUCAGUAUGGAAACUGGACGGAACAUUGUCAGUCUUUUGGAUAAAGAUGGAAGUGCAAAAUUAAGUCUGAUUGAACUCCACAUUCUCUGGCAGAAGAUCAAAAAAUAUGUGGAAAUCUUCAAGAAGCAUGAUAAGGACUAUUCCGGCAUGAUGAAUUCUCAUGAGAUGAGAGAAGCUCUUUCUGAAGCUGGCUUCCACGUUGACAGUGCUGUGCUACAGAUUAUUGUGUCUCGUUAUGCCAACGCCCAGUAUACCUUAGACUUCGACUCUUUUGUCAGUUGUCUCAUCCGCCUGGAGAUGCUAUUCAGAAUGUUUAAGAUGCUGGAUCCGGGUGAAUCUGGAACAAUUAAGUUGAAUAUGAUGCAGUGGCUGUGUCUGGCAAUCAACUAA
This is a messenger RNA of Chanos chanos (milkfish), 2103 nucleotides long. RefSeq names its product calpain-2 catalytic subunit-like. The record is from RefSeq and is a predicted model, not a curated record. Lineage: Eukaryota; Metazoa; Chordata; Actinopteri; Gonorynchiformes; Chanidae. The transcript is spliced from 21 exons. Gene Ontology annotation, molecular function: calcium-dependent cysteine-type endopeptidase activity; calcium ion binding. The coding region runs from base 1 to 2103 and encodes 700 amino acids. Gene Ontology annotation, biological process: proteolysis. Gene Ontology annotation, cellular component: cytoplasm.